AUGUCUAGAUAUAUUUACGAAAAUGGAAUAAGAAUAGUAAAACCAUAUUAUUUAACAUAUAAAACAAACGUGAAAUUAAGAUGGAUAGGAAAAACAUUAAUAGAUAUAUUAACAAUUGAAUUUAACGAAUCUAAAAAGGCAAUCAUCAACGACAUUACAACUGAAAAGCUAUACAUCGAAAACAAGAAACUGAUUACAAAAGGUGAAUUAUUGAUUAAUUGUAAAAUUGAGAGUCAUGAUGUGAUAAAUCAUUUGAAUCAUAAACAUGAAGCACCUAUACCUGAUAAAGAAAUAGAAAUUGUAUAUCAAGAUGAUGAUUUGAUUGUUGUUAAUAAACCAAGUGGAAUACCUACUCAUCCCACUGGAAACUACAAAUAUAAUACCGUUUCAGAAAUGGUAAAGGAGAAAAUAGGAUUAGAUAACAUAUGGGUUGUUCAUCGAUUGGAUAAAGUCACAUCUGGGGUGUUGAUACUAGCAAAGAAUAAAACUGCAGGGUCGAAAUUUCUGAAAAUCUUGAAGGAACAACGAGAUGAGUGUAAAAAGGUGUAUCUAGCCAGAGUGAAAGGUAGAUUUCUAGAUGAUGAGAUUAUUUUCCAAGCUCCUGUUAUACUUGUUAAUAUGAAUGGAUACAUACCCGGUGAUGAAAUUCAAACAAAUUCAAAAACGAUAUUUAAAAAGGUGAAAUAUGAUGAGGUGGAAGAUGAGAGUAUUGUUGAAUGUACUCCUAUAACUGGUAAGAAUCAUCAGAUUAGAAUGCAUUUGAAAGUGUUAGGAUAUCCUAUUACUAAUGACUUCUUUUAUAAUCCAACUGAUAAAAACACGGUUGAGAAAUGCAAGAUAGAGGAGAAGCUAUAUAAGAACUAUUUUGGGAAGUAUGGAAAUGAACUACCAGAUGUGAUUUCAGUAAGUGAUAUUAAGGAUGAUACCAUCGAGCAUGAUCUUCUGAAGUUGAAGGAGAGUAAAGCUAAUUCAAUUGUUAACAAACGUACCGAGUUUUGCUAUGAGUGUCAAAGAAAUAUAUUUCCAAACGUACUUGAAGACUAUCAAAUUUAUUUACAUGCAUUAGAAUUUCAUUAUAAAGAUUAUCAUUUCAAAACGGAUUUACCCGAUUGGUACAACUAA
Insectozyma verbasci is the source of this 1122-nucleotide messenger RNA. NCBI's taxonomy places the organism in Eukaryota, Fungi, Ascomycota, Pichiomycetes, Serinales, Debaryomycetaceae. The record is from the annotation of a GenBank genome assembly.